Molecule: messenger RNA, 5132 nt
Organism: Pieris brassicae (large cabbage white)
Lineage: Eukaryota; Metazoa; Arthropoda; Insecta; Lepidoptera; Pieridae
Gene: Hr39
Product: nuclear hormone receptor FTZ-F1 beta
Exons: 17
Coding region: 508-2748 (746 amino acids)
Biological process (GO): regulation of transcription by RNA polymerase II; tissue development; hormone-mediated signaling pathway
Cellular component (GO): RNA polymerase II transcription regulator complex
Molecular function (GO): RNA polymerase II cis-regulatory region sequence-specific DNA binding; nuclear receptor activity; zinc ion binding
Source: RefSeq, a predicted model, not a curated record
UGAAAGGACGAUUUAUAGCUAUUCGUUACUUUUUGUUUCUCAAUGUUUUUUUUUUUGUUUAUGAAUGUUUUGUGAGUGGACAAAUAUAAAUUAAUCCAUUAAAAGUGUUUUUUAUGAAACUUAAUUUGUGUACGUGAGAUUAAAAACUGGAAAGGUUUGACUAAUAGUUCAAACGUUUCGAUGUCAAUAAACUUGUCGUUGAUAUUUUAUGGGAAAGGUGUGCCGCGUCGCUAAAUACCUGUUUGCGGCAGGGUGCACGAGUUCGGGAGGCGGUUGGCGCUUAGCUGCCAUGUUAUAGAUGCGAGCUAAAAAAAUGACGAUUUGGCCGAUACCAGUACCACACGUAUCGCUUUUUUCCGCAUGGAAAUGUACUGUCUUCCACUGGGCCACGAUAAGACUGAACGAUGCCUUCACACCUAACGGGAGAUGAUCAAUUAAAUAUUUUUCUACGUAUUUAUGGACUUAAGUGAGGUGCUUUAGUGUUGUGAAUUUUGUAAUGUUGAAACAAUGAACGCGAUGACUAGUGAAGGAGAAGCAGUGAAAGUGGAAGGCGGACAUAUUUCUGUGACCACUAUCAGUAUGCCGGGACCAGAUACGACGAGCGGCCAGUUCUCAUACAGUUCGAGCGGUGUGCGCAUCAGCGUCUCUUCAAUGCCUCAUGAUGAAGACUCGACCGAUGCCGAGAUCUCUAAAAUUGACUUUACACAACGUCAGUACGAGGUGAACAUGAGAAAUAAAAAGAAGCGAUCCUCUAUGAGUGGCGAGGAACAGGAGAGGCCGAUGUCGUGGGAGGGGGAGCUGUCCGACCACGAGAUGGUGAUAGACACGGGCGUAAACAACGAUGAAAACAGCAAUUCCAUCGACCUGCAGUCGUCUCGGGACUCGUUAGACACGCUUCGCAACGUCACAAUAAAGUCUGAGAACGUUAAGACAGAGCCGUUUCAGAGCCUCGAUGACGAGAGAGUUCUGGACUUGAAGUAUGCCCCUCUGCAGCCUCAUCAGAGGAGUCUCAGUAUGAAUCGAAUAUCAGUACUGACGGACAACAGCCUCUCACUCGCUCGUCGCCCGUCUUCGCCCACGAGUAGCGCGAAAUCCCUGGCCCUGUCCGACCAUUACGAGCAGAUGCCGAUGCAGAACUCCAUCACCGAAGUUCAGAACUUGACUAUCAAAAAGGAGACGCAGCUGUCGGAAUUAAAAUGCGAAUCCCUCGGCAUGGGAGCUCACGGGUCACCGCUCAUGGGGAGGCUUCCGCGGGUACAGUCCAGCGCCAGUACCGAUUCGGCGGUUCAUUCCAUGUACACGCACAGCGUCUACAGCAGCCCCUCGGCCAGUCCCCGCCCCUCGCGCCUCUACACGCCCUCUCUCUCGCGGAACAACAGCGACGCUUCGCACUCCUCCUGCUACUCCUACAGCUCGGAGUUCUCGCCCACGCAUUCACCGGUGCAGAGUCGCCACCCUCACCUUCUAUAUCACGAAACGGCCGUGUACCCGGCGUCACCCGCCCACGACGACGACUCGGAGCAGACCGAUGACAGACUUCAUCAUCAUCAGGGAAUCAGCAGGCAGCAGCUUAUAAAUAGCCCCUGCCCCAUCUGCGGGGACAAGAUCAGCGGGUUCCACUACGGCAUAUUCUCGUGCGAGUCCUGCAAGGGCUUCUUCAAGCGCACCGUGCAGAACCGCAAGAACUACAUGUGCCUCCGAGGGGGCAACUGCCCCGUGACCGUGGCCACGAGGAAGAAGUGCCCGGCCUGCCGCUUCGACAAGUGCCUCGGAUGUGGGAUGAAGCUGGAAGCGAUCCGAGAAGACCGCACCCGAGGCGGACGUUCCACGUACCAGUGUUCGUACUCUUUGUCCGGCGCCUCGUCCACUGGCUCGUUGCUCUCUGCGCACGCGCCUACCACCAUGCGACACGCCUCCAGCCUGAGCUCGGUUUCAGGCCCAGGGUCGUACAGCAGUCGAGGUGAAUCCAGCAACAGCCGACUCACGCCUGACAUUCCGCCAUUAUUGCAAGAAAUAAUGGACGUGGAGCAUCUCUGGCAAUACAACGAGUCGGAGCUGAACAGACUCGGCAAGUCGACGGGCAGUCCUUCGGCGAACCCCCUGCUGGCCGCGAGCGGGAUCACGGCGCAGAACUCCAGCGCCGAUUUCCUCGCGGAUCUGUGCAACAUCGCCGACCACAGGUUGUACAAGAUCGUCAAAUGGUGCAAGAGUCUGCCGCUCUUCAAAAACAUCUCGAUCGACGACCAGAUCUGCCUACUCAUAAACAGCUGGUGCGAGCUGCUGGUGCUGUCGUGCUGCUACCGCGGCGUGAGCACUCCCGGCGAAGUGCGCGUCGGAGGCGGAAGGGGCAUCACCCUGCAGCAGAGUGCCAAAUACGGUCUCACACCGUGUAUAGAACGGAUGCUGAGUUUCACGGACCAUCUACGACGGCUUCGGGUGGACAGAUACGAAUAUGUCGCUCUCAAGGUCAUCGUUCUGCUCACUUCAGAUGCGCCCGAGUUGCGUGAAGCGGAGUGCGUGCGCGCAUCGCAGGAGAAGGCGCUGGCCGCCCUCCAGGCCUACACGGCCACGCACUCGCCCGACACUCCCGCCAAGUUCGGGGAGCUCCUUCUGCGCAUACCCGAGCUGCAGAGGACGUGUCAGUUUUUCAUGCAAGUCGGUAAGGAAAUGCUGAACCCGACAAAUAAGAAGGACGGCGAAGCCCCGAGCUUUAAUCUCCUGAUGGAGCUGCUCAGAGGUGAUCAUUGAUCGGGACCACUCCAGAACAUUCUAUGGCAGCAUCUAGAAGACUUAUUCCUAGGAAUUUUGCUCAAGUAAGAAUAAGUAAUGAAUGCUUAAACGCGUAGAGCGAGAAGAACGUGUCGUUAUUCUAGCCUUAAUCAUGAGACUGCAAAGCUUACUUCGGUGCCAAUUUUUAUGAUUUAUGCGUAAAAUAUCUUGAGAGGCAUUAAAUUUUGUUUUUUGUUAUAGAAACCUGUUUUUAAAUGUUUCACCUUCGAUUAACAAUUCUUUAUGUAUGUUAAUAGAAUACGGUUCUUUAAUCUAAAACUGUCACAACGCUGAUAGGUAUUUUGUUUUAUUAUUAUUUUAUAUCAUUAAACAUCGAAAUCCAUUUUGAAUUAAACCAAUAAAGAGUCAAAUAUACCGAUAAAGUUCUGACAAUUACGAGUGUUUUAAAAAAUGUCUCUCGCUUUUGCUACAAACGGUUAGCAAACAUUUUAGCAUCUUCUAAAUGUAUAUACGCACGCUCACCAUCGAAAAAAGAUGCAUUUAUUUUUAUCUAUGCUCUCGAGAUAAUACUCUACUAUCUAUAGUAACUAUUUUGUAUCUGUAUUACGUUAAAGUACACUGCCAAACGCUUUUAUACGAAAUGAAUAGUAUUAAGGCGACGGGAUCAAAUAUUUUGUAAGCUUCUGCUGAUUUUUAUCGCCGUACAGUUUGUAUCACGAUUAUUAUCCUGUAAAAUACGGCUUGCAAUAUAUGUAUGUGUAAUAUAUUUUAUAUAGUAGGCCUAUGGCGCAAAGGAAAUGUAUGCUAUAAAUAUACCCUGUAGCGUGUCUGAAUUUAGAUCCUUACUAGCCUUAUUAUGGCCUUUUAUGAAUAAUCUGGUUGUAUACUCCGCUUCUGAUUAACUAAAUUUACGAUCUUGCCAUUGCUCAGCUCUCUGGUGUCUUGUGUAUUGAAAGGCUUAUUUGAUAAUAUGAAGUCACAAUGACAAAGAAUAGUUAAAAUCUAAUUUGGCAACUAAAGUGAGUGACAGCUCUUAGCUAUAGUCUUUUAUUGAAAAUGGCGCCAAAACCGCUUUGUAUUGCCAUUGUUAAUUACUUAAAUGUUAUUGUUAAUAAGGUAGUGGUACGUUUCGAAGGUAUGACCUUCGCUCUUUGUUGUAUUAUUUAUAAUAUUAUAGUUAUAUUUACAUUGUUCUGCAACGAUAAUUCCAUAAAUAUUCCACGACAGAUUAUAGUAAAUUAUUUUUAGAUUAUUAUUAUUUAUCUGUGCAAUAGAUAUUUAUCUCUGGAACACGACUAUAGAUCGGGCGACAUUAAGCAAGAUGUUGAUGUAAUAUAUUUGACGUUUUGUUAAAUGACAUUGGAUUUGUUUUGGUAAUAACGCAAAUAAUAUUUAACAAUGGUCGAUUAGUUUUAUCUUAUCGAUAUUGAUAAUCAUAAUUAUGACGCAGCUGCGGCUGCAAUGCUAUAGAAAGCUGUAAAGUUUCGUAGUUUAAUUGAAAAUAAUCAACCAGUGCACACUGCCAAUUUAAAUAAACGAUGCUUGCUUUGAGCACAGCGUUCGUAUCGAUGCAAUUUAUUGUAUAUUUCUUGCACAUAUUACGCCUAAAGUAGUAGUAGUAAUAAUGUAGAUUAUUUUUGUAGCAUGGACCCAUAGAUUAUAUCAGAUUUUUAUUCAGCAAUACAGUUUUUUUUUAUAUUUAUUUUAAUAUUGUUAAUUCUGAAUUAAAUGUACGAAGUAGGCCGAGCAAUGUUGUCUUUCAUACGUUAGGAUUGAAACCUUGCUUUCAACCGUAUUCCAAACGGUGAAUCGAGUCUAAAUUUUAUAUUUUUUAACUAAACCACAUCUUAAAAUUCGAGUUGGAAUGAUUUAGUAUAAGUUAAAGGCACAAGUACUUUUUAUUUAUGUAAAUGAGCUCAUUUAGGUUAAGUUUAAAUCAAUGUGCCACGACGAUGUUAUUUACUUUGAGAUUGUUUUCGCAUUGAAGCCAACAGAUGUCCCUAAUGUAAAGUGGAGACUUGGGACGACUUUCUGCAAUUCAUCACACGACGUCAGCAAAAAUAUAUUUUUCUGAAGUUGGAAUUGUAUCACUUAGCCUGUGAUUUUGUUUGACGGCUACGUAAUUUAGUGUGAAACAUUACCGCGUGUGUAGUAUUUUUAGUAUGCAAGAAUUGCAGAAUGGUUUUGCCCGUCUCUUUUGUAAUUGUCAUUGUAAUAUUGAACUGAUAUUCUAAGUAGCCGUAUUUUUGAAAGUGUGAAAGAGAUGACGUUGUGUGACAGAAUCCGUAUAAUUUUUAUAUUAAAAAUUAGAAGGAAUGUGAGUCUGGUAUAGCGUCCAAUAUUUUGUAAUUACAUUUGUUAUAUUCUAGAAGUAUUAUAUUGAUAUUCUGUAUUUUCUAGAG